Messenger RNA from Soboliphyme baturini, 1574 nucleotides. The record is from the annotation of a GenBank genome assembly. NCBI's taxonomy places the organism in Eukaryota, Metazoa, Nematoda, Enoplea, Dioctophymatida, Soboliphymatidae.
AUGCAACUAGCGAGUGAAGGCGAACUGGAAGUUUCAAAAGCGGAGAAGAUCCUCGGCAAAAUGGGUCCUGGUCGAAUUUUUGGCGAGCUAGCGUUGUUGUAUAACUGCACUCGCACCGCAUCGGUGAAAGCGCUCGUCCCCGUUAAACUGUGGGUGUUGGACCGUGCUGUCUUUCAAAUGAUCACCAUGCGCUUCGGGUUGCAGCGGCACGAAAUGCUGAUGAACUUCCUUCACGAAGUUCCCCUCUUCCGAAAAUUGUCCGAAGACCGAUUCAGCAAGAUCGCUGAUUGCUUAGACUUGGACUAUUACGCCGAAGGUACUUACAUCAUACGAGAGGGUGAAAAGGGCGACACUUUCUUCGUUAUCAGCAGUGGAACGGUGAAAGUCACGCAACUAAUCGAGGGUGUGGAUGAGCCGCAGGAAAUUCGAAAGCUGAAGAAGGGAGACUUUUUCGGCGAAAAAGCCUUGCUAGGGGACGAAGUUCGAACUGCGUCUGUCAUCGCCUUGGACCCCGGCGUCGAGGUUCUCACGUUAGAUCGAGAGUCAUUCCGGAAGCUGAUUGGCGAUCUCGAAGAGUUGAAGAGGGACUACGGUGACGAGAAAAGAGGCGCUAAACGAUUAGCAGAGAAGCGGAUAUCGAUCGAACGGGGAAUUCUGACUACAGGUCUUCCAAGUAUCACGCCGACCAAGAUAUCUAAGACCGACUUGGACAAAGACAUCGCAGGGAUCGAAUUGUAUCAUUUGCAGCCUGUCGCAGCGUUAGGCGUUGGCGGCUUUGGACGCGUAGAGCUGGUAGUGGAGGUUUGUUUGAUUCAAGACCGGGGUCGUUCUUUUGCCUUGAAAGCGAUGAAAAAGAAACAUAUCGUGAACACGCGGCAGCAAGAACACAUCUUCUCAGAAAGGAAUCUGAUGUUCGAAAUCCGAUCACCGUACGUUGUGAAAUUGUACAAAACGUUUAGAGACAAAAAGGGUUGUUUCGACGACGGCAUCGCACGGUUCUACACGUCUUGCAUCAUCGAAGCGCUCGAUUACCUACACAAACGGCAUAUCGUCUAUCGAGACCUAAAGCCUGAAAAUUGCCUUCUCGAUGCGUCCGGGUACCUCAAACUGGUCGACUUCGGAUUCGCAAAGCGAUUGGCGAGCGGUCGUAAGACUUGGACGUUUUGCGGCACCCCUGAAUACGUCGCCCCUGAGAUUAUACUUAACAAGGGCCAUGACCAUUCAGCUGAUUUUUGGGCUCUCGGAAUUUUUAUCUGUGAACUGCUGCUUGGCCGACCCCCCUUUCAAGCAUCUGACCCGAUGAAAACGUACACACUGAUUUUAAAGGGCAUCGACGCACUUGACAUCCCGAACCGGCGCAUCGGCAAGACGGCCACAAGCCUGGUGAAGAAGCUAUGUCGUGAUAACCCUGCCGAAAGGCUGGGCUGCCAGUCAGGUGGCGUAGAUGACAUACGGAAGCACAGAUGGUUCGUGGGUUUCGAUUGGGACGGCCUUAGGAGCAGGAAUAUGACACCGCCUAUAAUACCCAAGGUAUGUCCCGUUGUUCUGUUGCUGUUAAAGCUGUACAGGUGAUG